AUAGCUGUAAGUAAAAUACUGAUAAUUUCAUAUUUCACAGAUGUGAACUGGGGAUCAUCAACUCAAGCUUUGACUUACUUGAAUGCAUUACAGCAUUCUAUUCGUCUUUCAGGAGUGGAAGAUCAUGUGAAAAACUUCAGGCCACAGUGCUUAAUUAUGACAGGUGCCCCAAAUGCACGUCCAGCUUUACUUCACCUUGUCCAUGCUUUUACCAAAAAUGUGGGCUUAAUGAUCUGCGGCCAUGUACAUAUGGGUCCUCGGAGGCAAGCCAUGAAGGAGCUGUCAACUGAUUUGGCCAAAUACCAGCGAUGGCUAAUUAAAAACAAAAUGAAGGCUUUCUAUGCUCCAGUGCAUGCAGAGGAUUUGAGGGAUGGUGGACAGUACUUAAUGCAGGCUGCUGGAUUGGGUAGAAUGAGACCUAACACUCUUGUUGUUGGAUUUAAGAAAAAUUGGCGACAAAGUGACAUGAGAGAUGUUGAAACCUACAUUAAUUUAUUCCAUGAUGCCUUUGACAUUCAAUAUGGUGUGGUUGUCAUCCGCCUAAAGGAGGGCUUAGACAUUUCUCACCUUCAGGGGCAAGAAGAAUUACUGUCAUCCCAAGAAAAAUCUCCAUGUUCCAAGGAUGUCGUAGUAAAGGUGGAUUAUGGCAAGAAGUCUGAGACAGACACUUCUAUAGCUUUUUUUCCAUCGUCUAGUGAGAGAACUCCUGCUGUACAUAAAGAGGAGGACGAGGAUGGAAAGACUCCAACACAACCACUGUUGAAAAAAGAUUCGAAGAGCCGAUCUUCUCCUUUAAAUUUGGCUGACCAAAGGCUUCUUGAUGCUAGUAGUCAGUUUCAGAAGAAACAGGGCAAAAGCAAUAUUGAUGUCUGGUGGCUCUUUGAUGAUGGAGGUUUGACACUGUUGAUUCCAUAUCUUAUUACAACCAAGAAAAAAUGGAAAGAGUGUAAGAUAAGAGUGUUCAUUGGUGGAAAAAUAAACAGGAUUGAUCAUGACAGAAGAGCGAUGGCUACCCUGCUCAGCAAGUUUCGGAUAGACUUCUCAGAUAUUAUGGUUCUUGGGGAUAUUAAUACUAAGCCAAAGAAAGAAAAGUAAGUCUCAGAAAAACCCAGCUUGUUUUUGAGUUCUUAAGCUAUUUCAUGAAUAGAAUAUAGAGUUGUUUCCAACAUAAUAAAUGUGAUAAAGAAGGCAGUAUGACAUCUGGUGCCUACAUAGAAAUCUAAUUUACAUAGAAAGUAAACUAAGCAAAAACUCUUGCAUCUAAGAACUGACAAUGUCUUAUUUUCCAGAUCUUGAGCACUUAGAUCGUUACAUUAAACUUGAAGUUGUCCAGUUGCUAGAAAUCUGGAAAAAUCUUCUUUUAAAAAGAGAAAUACUUGCAAAAAUGUAAAUUCUUAGUCUUAUUCGGGUGCUUAGUU
Meleagris gallopavo (turkey) is the source of this 1418-nucleotide messenger RNA. The record is from RefSeq and is a predicted model, not a curated record. Lineage: Eukaryota; Metazoa; Chordata; Aves; Galliformes; Phasianidae.